Molecule: messenger RNA, 1112 nt
Organism: Lutzomyia longipalpis
Lineage: Eukaryota; Metazoa; Arthropoda; Insecta; Diptera; Psychodidae
Product: S-methyl-5'-thioadenosine phosphorylase
Exons: 1
Coding region: 149-973 (274 amino acids)
Biological process (GO): nucleoside metabolic process
Cellular component (GO): cytosol
Molecular function (GO): S-methyl-5-thioadenosine phosphorylase activity
Source: RefSeq, a predicted model, not a curated record
ACCUCACUUUUUUUUCUUCUUCAAUUAAUCAUCCGGCGAGAUAAUCUUACGUCUCUCACGCGAUAUUCCGCAUUUCUUAUCAAUUUUUUGGUGCGUAAGAACGUGUUUGAAGUGAUUAGGGGACUAUUGGAGUGAAAAGUGCAAGAAAAUGAGUAAAAUUACCGUAAAAAUUGGCAUAAUCGGUGGUUCGGGAUUGGAUGAUCCGGAUCUCCUUGAGAAUAGGCAGGAAAAGUUCAUGUCAACACCCUUUGGCACCCCAUCGGAUGCUCUAAUUGAGGGGAAGAUUAAGGGUGUGGAUUGUGUGCUACUCGCACGGCAUGGGCGGAAGCACAAUAUAAAUCCAACAAAUGUCAACUACCGUGCAAAUGUGUGGGCAAUGAAGAUGCUGGGAUGUACGCAUCUUGUGGUAACAUCCGCCACGGGAUCCCUGAGGGAGGAAGUGCGACGUGGGGAUAUUGUCAUCAUUGAUGGUUUCAUUGAUCGCACAACAAAACGCCUUCAGACAUUCUAUGAUGGUCAGGAGGGACAUCCAGUGGGAGUUUGUCAUGUACCAAUGCAUCCGGCUUUCUGUGAACGUACCCGAAAGGUUCUAAUUGAAACAGCCAAGGCACUAGGGGUGGCUGUACACGAGCGUGGCACCGUGGUUACCAUUGAAGGUCCUAGAUUCUCAAGUCGAGCAGAAAGUGAGAUGUUCCGGGCAUGGGGAGGACAUCUCGUUGGGAUGACUCAAGUACCCGAAGUUGUGUUAGCCAAGGAAGCGGGACUCCUUUACGCCACCGUCGCCAUGGUGACGGACUAUGAUUGUUGGAAGGAUGAUGAGUGUGUCUCCACGGGGGAUGUGUUGAAGACAUUCCAAGAAAAUGUGUGGAAGGUCAAGAAUAUUCUCAUUGAUGCUGUAACGAAGAUUGCUGAGCAAGAUUGGACGGAGACUGUGCAAGAAGCCAGGAAUCUCGUUAAAUCCAACAUGAUGUAACUUCCUCAAGGAAGCUGCAAAAAUGGCUUAAUCAGCUCCCAAGAAGAAAAGACAUAAGACGGAUGAUAAGAUUAUGUCAGGCCAUACAGCCACUUAUAUUUUUAUCUCAUAAAAUAAAGCAACAACUAUAUUUUCUGAA